GUCGGCCUCGCCUUUGGAAAAGGGGGCGAAGACUGCGCCGGUGACUGUCCCUCGCCCUCCCCACCCCUUUUUUAUUGCUGAGAGAGGAGAGUUUUGCUCUAAGCCGCAGGGAUGAAGUCGCCCCUCGGAGGAGGGUCCCUGGCCUCGCUGUGGGCGCUCCUGCUUCUCGCCGCCGCGCUCGCCUUCUGGCCGACGAGCGGAGAAAUCUGCGGCCCCGGCAUCGACAUCCGCAACGACUUCCAGCAGCUGAAGCGCCUGGAGAACUGCACGGUGAUCGAGGGCUACCUGCACAUCCUGCUCAUCUCCAAGGGCGACGACUACCGCAGCUACCGCUUCCCCAAGCUCACGGUCAUCACCGAGUACCUGCUCCUGUUCCGCGUGGCCGGCCUGGAGAGCAUCGGCGACCUGUUCCCCAACCUCACGGUCAUCCGCGGCUGGAAGCUCUUCUACAACUACGCCCUGGUCAUCUUCGAGAUGACCAACCUCAAGGACAUCGGCCUGCGCAACCUGCGCAACAUCACCCGCGGCGCCAUCCGCAUCGAAAAGAACGCCGACCUCUGCUACCUGUCCACCGUGGACUGGUCCCUCAUCCUCGACGCCGUGUCCAACAACUACGUGGUGGGGAACAAGUCCCCCAAGGAGUGCGGCGACGUGUGCCCGGGGGCCCUGGAGGGGAAGUCCACCUGCGACCGGACCACCAUCAACAACGAGUACAACUACCGCUGCUGGACCCAGGACCACUGCCAGAAAACCUGCCCGAGCGCGUGCGGGAAGCGGGCGUGCACGGAGAACAACGAAUGCUGCCACCCCGAGUGCCUGGGCGGCUGCACGGCCCCCGACGACGAGGCGGCCUGCGUGGCCUGCAAGCACUACUACCACGAGGGCGUCUGCGUGACCGACUGCCCCCCCAACACCUACCGCUUCGAGGGCUGGCGCUGCGUGGACCGCGACUUCUGCGCCACCAUCCCCAACGCCGACAGCUUCGAGCUGGAGGGCUUCGUGAUCCACGACGGCGAGUGCAUGCAGGAGUGCCCCUCCGGCUUCAUCCGCAACGACAGCCUGAGCAUGUACUGCAUCCCCUGCGAAGGGCCGUGCCCCAAAAUCUGUGAGGAAGACAAGGGGACGAAGACCAUCGACUCGGUGACCUCGGCUCAGAUGCUCCAAGGCUGCACCAUCUUCAAGGGCAACCUGCUCAUUAACAUCCGCAGGGGCAAUAACAUCGCCUCGGAACUGGAGAACUUCAUGGGGCUCAUCGAGGUGGUCACGGGCUACAUCAAGAUCCGCCACUCCCACGCGCUGGUCUCCCUGUCCUUCUUCAAAAGCCUCCGCCAGAUCCUAGGCGAGGACCAGCUGGAGGGGAACUACUCCUUCUACGUCCUGGACAACCAGAACCUGCAGCAGCUGUGGGACUGGGACCACCACAACCUGACCAUCAAGUCCGGGAAGAUGUACUUCGCCUUCAACCCCAAGCUGUGCGUGUCCGAGAUCUACCGCAUGGAGGAGAUGACCGGGGCCAAGGGGCGCCAGGGCAAAGGCGACAUCAACACCAGGAACAACGGGGAGCGGGCCUCCUGUGAGAGCGACAUGCUGCACUUCACCUCCACCAACACCUGGAAGAACCGCAUCAUCAUCACGUGGCACCGGUACCGGCCCCCAGACUACAGGGACCUCAUCAGCUUCACCGUCUACUACAAGGAAGCGCCCUACAAGAACGUCACCGAGUACGACGGCCAGGACGCCUGCGGCUCCAACAGCUGGAACAUGGUGGACGUGGACCUGCCCGCCAACAAGGACGUGGAGCCCGGCAUCCUGCUGCACGGCCUGAAGCCCUGGACGCAGUACGCCAUCUACGUGAAGGCCGUGACGCUGACCAUGGUGGACAACGACCACAUCCGCGGGGCCAAGAGCGACAUCCUCUACCUCCGCACCAACGCCUCAGUGCCUUCCAUCCCCCUGGAUGUCAUCUCGGCCUCCAACUCGUCCUCCCAGCUGAUCGUCAAGUGGAACCCGCCCUCCCUGCCCAACGGCAACCUGAGCUACUACAUCGUGCGCUGGCAGCAGCAGCCGCAGGACGCCUACCUGUACCGGCACAACUACUGCUCCAAAGACAAGCUCCCCGUCCGCAAGUACACGGACGGCACCUUCGACAUCGAGGAGGUGACGGAGAACCCCAAGACCGAGUCGUGCAACACCCCGAAGGGGCCCUGCUGCGCGUGUCCCAAAACCGAGGCCGAGAAGCAGGCGGAGAAGGAGGAGGCCGAGUACCGCAAAGUCUUCGAGAACUUCCUGCACAACUCCAUCUUCGUGCCCAGGCCCGACAGGAAGCGCAGGGACGUGGGGCAGAUCUCCAACACCACCCUUUCCGGCCGGAGCAGGAACAGCACGGUGACGGACCCCUUCAACAGCACGGACCCAGAUGACAGGGAGACGGACUACCCUUUCUUCGAGAGCAGGGUGGACAAGAAGGAGAGGACCGUCAUCUCCAACCUGAAGCCCUUCACCCUCUACCGCAUCGACAUCCACAGCUGCAACCACGAGGCCGAGAAGCUGGGCUGCAGCGCCUCCAACUUCGUCUUUGCGAGAACCAUGCCUGCAGAUGGAGCGGAUGACAUUCCCGGACCGAUAACCUGGGAGGUGAAGCCUGACAACACCAUCUUCUUAAAGUGGCCCGAACCGGAGAAUCCCAACGGACUGAUUCUCAUGUACGAGAUAAAGUACGGAUCGCAGGUCGAGGACCAGCGGGAGUGCGUGUCGCGGCAGGACUACCGGAAGCACGGCGGGGCCAAGCUGCAGAAGCUCAGCCCGGGGAACUACACGGCCCGCAUCCAGGCCACCUCUCUGUCGGGGAACGGGUCCUGGACGGAGCCCGUGUUCUUCUACGUCCAGGACAAAGCGGCGUACGACAGCCACGCCCACCUGGUCAUCGCGCUGCCCAUCGCCAUCGUGCUGACCGUCUUGGGGCUGGCCCUCACGCUGUACGUCAUCCACCGGAAGCGUAAUCGGAUGGGCAAUGGAGUGCUGUACGCGUCUGUGAACCCGGAGUAUUUCAGCGCGGCCGACGUGUACGUGCCCGACGAGUGGGAGGUGGCCCGGGAGAAGAUCACCAUGAACCGGGAGCUGGGCCAGGGCUCCUUCGGCAUGGUGUACGAGGGCGUGGCCAAGGGCGUGGUCAAGGACGAGCCGGAAACCCGGGUGGCCAUCAAGACCGUCAACGAGUCGGCCAGCAUGCGGGAGCGGAUCGAGUUCCUCAACGAGGCUUCGGUGAUGAAGGAGUUCAACUGUCACCACGUGGUGCGUUUGCUGGGCGUGGUGUCCCAGGGCCAGCCGACCCUGGUCAUCAUGGAGCUCAUGCCCCGCGGUGACCUCAAGAGUUACCUCAGGUCUCUGAGACCGGAAAUCGAGAAUCACCCCGUCCUCUCACCGCCGACCCUCAGCAAGAUGAUCCAGAUGGCCGGGGAGAUUGCGGACGGCAUGGCGUACCUCAACGCCAACAAGUUCGUCCACAGAGACCUUGCUGCCCGGAACUGCAUGGUGGCUGAGGAUUUGACCGUCAAGAUCGGAGACUUCGGCAUGACUCGCGACAUCUAUGAGACCGACUAUUACCGGAAGGGCGGGAAGGGGCUGCUGCCUGUGCGCUGGAUGUCCCCCGAGUCCCUCAAGGACGGCGUGUUCACCACCCACUCUGAUGUCUGGUCCUUCGGCGUCGUGCUCUGGGAGAUCGCCACGCUGGCCGAGCAGCCCUACCAAGGCCUGUCCAACGAGCAGGUCCUGCGCUUCGUCAUGGAGGGCGGCCUUCUGGACAAGCCCGACAACUGCCCCGACAUGCUGUACAGAAUCGAGUCUCCUCACUCCUUCUCUGCCUCUCUCUCUCUGAUCUCUCUCUAUCACCGCGUGCUGGUCUACCACCGGGCCAGCUUCGACGAGAGGCAGGCGUACGCGCACAUGAACGGGGGGCGCAAGAACGAGAGGCCCGUGCCUCUGCCCCAGUCCUCCACCUGCUGAAGUGGGACCCGGUCCCAC
Myotis brandtii (Brandt's bat) is the source of this 4020-nucleotide messenger RNA. It is a transcript of the gene IGF1R, whose product is annotated as insulin-like growth factor 1 receptor. The transcript is spliced from 21 exons. Gene Ontology annotation, biological process: regulation of JNK cascade; glucose homeostasis; positive regulation of kinase activity. NCBI's taxonomy places the organism in Eukaryota, Metazoa, Chordata, Mammalia, Chiroptera, Vespertilionidae. Gene Ontology annotation, cellular component: membrane; insulin receptor complex; axon. The record is from RefSeq and is a predicted model, not a curated record. Bases 112 to 4002 code for a protein of 1296 amino acids. Gene Ontology annotation, molecular function: ATP binding; phosphatidylinositol 3-kinase binding; insulin receptor activity.